Molecule: messenger RNA, 1542 nt
Organism: Cladophialophora carrionii CBS 160.54
Lineage: Eukaryota; Fungi; Ascomycota; Eurotiomycetes; Chaetothyriales; Herpotrichiellaceae
Exons: 3
Coding region: 1-1542 (513 amino acids)
Source: RefSeq, a predicted model, not a curated record
AUGUCUCGAUAUCGUGGCGAUCCUCGAUACUCUGACGGCAACCUUGCCUACCGCGAUCCUCCUCCACAGCGCUGGGACACUGAGCGCUUCGCUCGGGAGCGAGAAGUCCGUGCUCCUGCUCCUCCGGCUCCUGACUACCCUCCUCGCCGCGCUCCCGUCUACGAAGAACAGCGCUACUACGAGGAAGACCGGUAUGGCCCUCGAGGAGCCACCGAGCGCCGGUAUUUCGAGGAGACCGACUACUAUGAUCCCCGCGCGCAACGUGGUCAGAUGGUGCCCUACUCUCCAGAGAGGCCAGCGAGACCGGAUCCGAUUCCCCGACCAGGCAUCAUCCGGCGACAAUCCAGCUUGGAUACUUUCGACCGCCGGCCAGCGAGACGAUUUGACGACUACGACGAGCUCAACAGUUCGCGUCGAGCCCCUCCUCCCCGAGAAUUGAUCCCUGUCCGAGCGCCUUCACCCCGCCGAUAUCCGCGAUACGAUGAGAAGUACUACGAUGAAGUCAGAGUCCAAGAUCCAGAUCAUUACGGAGACGAUGGCUUCCGCGAGUAUCGCGAGCGCGAAUGGGUGAGGGAACGAAAAAGGAACAGCCCGUCUCCUGACCGCCGCACGGUCAGAGAAGAAAUCAUCGAAGAACGUAAAGAAGAGAUCAUCGAAGAGAAGCCCUACCCACGGCGUGGCAAAACACGCAUGCCGAAGAGACUGGUACACACGAAAGUGCUAUUUGAUCUAGGAUACCCGUACUACGAAGAGGACGAACGUACCAUCAUCAUCGAAAAGGCUCUUGGUCCUGACAACAUUGACGAGGUCUUCACCAAGAGUAAGGAAUACCGAGAGAGGGAAGUUACCACGACUCGCCUGAUCGAAGCUCCGCCAGUCGUGGCGUCCAAUCCAGCACCCAGCAUGCGAGCGCCCAGUGUCCACGGCGGUGAUGUGGUGUUUGAGAAGAUGGAGAAGGUCGAGAGGAUCGAAACCGUUCCGAUUGCAGAUGCACCUCGAUCGGUGCGCGAUUGGGAUGGCCUGUCCGUUAGGUCGCCGUCUCCCAAGGCACACCGAUCACGCUCCCGGAGACGCUCCCGGCGCGGCUCUUCUCCAGGAGAGAUUGUGAAGGAGACUGUGGUGGAGAAGAAGGAGGUUAUCCGCGAUGUUUCGCCUGCCCGAACACAUCGCUCUCACGGCACGUCUCAUCGUCGGGGUUCGUUCGACAGCGACGAUGCCACCAUCAUCGAGCGAAGAGUCACCCGUGACGAGUUUGAAGAUUCAAACUCGGUCCAUGUCGGGCCUCUGGCCUUAGUGGUCGAUCGCAAGCCUCAACGGAGCGAGCGCAACAUCAAGGAAGAGAUCCGCAGACUCGAGGCGGAGCGCCGAGAACUAAGGCGCGAAAGACGCUACGAGCGCGAGGGCGGCGAGAUCGUCAAGAUUGAACGUGUUCGCGAGCGGACACCAUCCCCCCGCGGCGAGGUCAUCAUCGAGAGACGUGGCGAGGAAGUCUUGGAAGUCAAGAAGGACCGGAGAGGUAGGAUGUCGCUGAUCGUCAAAUAA